This is a messenger RNA of Sclerotinia sclerotiorum 1980 UF-70, 1377 nucleotides long. RefSeq lists its product as hypothetical. Gene Ontology annotation, molecular function: DNA binding; zinc ion binding. Gene Ontology annotation, cellular component: nucleus. The coding region runs from base 1 to 1377 and encodes 458 amino acids. The record is from RefSeq and is a predicted model, not a curated record. Lineage: Eukaryota; Fungi; Ascomycota; Leotiomycetes; Helotiales; Sclerotiniaceae. The transcript has 2 exons.
AUGGAAACUCGAGCAAAUAAUCUUAAUUUGACUGAAAAAGAAGAAGAGGUGCUUAUUCAGUAUAUUAUCGAUAUGGAUGAAAGAGGAUUUGCAUCUAAAUUAAGUGGUGUAGAAGAUAUGGCGAAUUAUAUUCUUGAAUCAAGAGGUGCGAAGAGAGUUGGAAAGCUCUGGGCUCAUCGAUUCGUAAAGCGUUGUACAAAAUUAAAGAUGCGUUUUAGUUGUGUUUAUGACUUUCAAAGAGCUCUUUGCGAAGAUCCCAAGCUUAUUGAAGAGUGGUUUCGAUUGGUAUCGAAUAUGCAGGCGAAAUAUGGUAUUCAAGAUUGCGAUUUCUACAACUUCGACGAAACCGGCUUUAUGAUGGGUAUAAUAUGCCCUGGAAUGGUUGUAACUAGUUCUGAAAGAAAUGGCAGAAACAAGGCAAUACAAUCAGGCAAUCGAGAAUGGGCUACGGCAAUUAUAUGUGGUAAUGGAGAAGGUUUAGAAUGGUUAAAGCACUUCGAUAAAUAUACUAGUCAACGAAGAAAGAGCAAAUAUCGAAUGUUAGUAUUGGAUGGGUAUGAAAGUCAUGAAUCGAUACCUUUCCAAUCAUAUUGCAAGUCAAAUGACAUUAUAUGUGUAAAGUUACCAUCGCAUUCAAGUCAUUUAACUCAACCACUUGAUGUUGGAUGUUUUAGCGUACUCAAACGUUCAUAUAGUUGUCAAGUUGAUGAGUUUAUCAAGGCAUAUAUCAAUCAUAUUUCUAAGGUUGAAUUCUUUAUAGCUUUCAAAGUUGUAUAUCAACAAUCGAUUACAAUUCAGAAUAUGAAAGCUGGCUUUCGAGGAGCAGGACUAAUACCAUUUGAUCCUCAAGCUGUGUUUUCGAAAUUAGAUAUUCGAAUUCGCACACCUACCCCUCCAUCGAUCCUUUUGGAAUCUGCCAACUCUUGGGUCUCUCAAACACCUCACAAUCCAAUUGAAGCUCUUUUACAAUCAAUUUUAGUGAAAUCUCGAAUUGCUCGACAUCAAUCAAGCUCUCCUACACCUAUAUUCGAAACUAUAGUUGCAUUAGCUAAGGGUACAGAACGACUAGCUUAUGAGAAUAUACUCUUAAGUAUAGAGAUUUGUAUGCUUCGGAAGGCAAAUGAGGCAUUAAGCAAACGUCGACACAUUAAAAAAACUCAAUUACAUCAAGGAAGAGUACUUAUUGGUCAGGAAGCUAUAGAUAUAAUAUCACAACAAGAGGUGGAUAUUCAGAUUCGACGCGACGAGCGUCAAAAUAAGGGAAAUUCCAAUGGGGAAUCAUCUACUAAUCGAUGCUGUAGUAAAUGUGGAAAGACUGGUCACAAUUCAAGAACUUGUUCUAAUAAUAUAAUAGACCCUAGAUUAUUAGAUUCUUAA